UUCAGUAAAAGCUCCAGGUUUGACAUGUUACUAAGAAACUAUAACCACUCCGGAAGGUUAAAUCAUUCUAUGUGUGUCAACAUCAGGCGCAACAACUCGGCGACGGGAGACCACGAAGUGACUAAAAAUUUCACUUACCGCGACCUGACUUCAAAAUUUGAUAAAUGGGCCACUGCACUAAUUAAACUUAAAUUUUACACCGAGAUUGUUGAGUACGACGAGUAUGAAUAUAGCGGCGAAACAUCAACCACACCAAUUUCCAAGCAGACAUACAUGUACGCAAAGUCGACCAUAGUAUGCACUGCAUCGGGCUUUUCACUGUCGCCGCCAUUUUGGACAUUCCUGUAUGUAAAUGAGAACUGCUCCGUCGUAGCUAUAAGUCAUUUCAUAGAUGACUGCAGUGGCUCUCGGGAACCAUCUCCCAAAGACAGCAGCAGAGGAGAGGACUAUGAUACGGCCACGCGCAAGUAUUGUCUAAAGCGUCGUUGUGAACUUUGGGUGCGCCGUCAUUACAAUGAAUCCCAGCGCAGCCAUGGGAAGCUAAGCGACUCCCACUGCUGCGAAAAAUUUUUCAACCGGACUUGUGCAGUUUCGACGCUAGUAAGAGUAUACGAUCCUGAUAUAUGCAUUCACUAAUAAAACGCUCCCUGCUUAAAAGCUUAC
This is a messenger RNA of Rhipicephalus sanguineus (brown dog tick), 663 nucleotides long. RefSeq lists its product as uncharacterized. The record is from RefSeq and is a predicted model, not a curated record. The transcript is spliced from 4 exons. The coding region runs from base 25 to 636 and encodes 203 amino acids. Lineage: Eukaryota; Metazoa; Arthropoda; Arachnida; Ixodida; Ixodidae.